AUGUAUAUUGGAGUGCUAUCUGACGAAACUGACAACAAAUUUGAUUUGAUAAAUGAUUCCAAAUUUGGUGGUGACCCCGUAUGGUUACAGGGCAAGAGACCGAGAAACUUCAAUCUGAAAUGUCCAACAUGUAAAAGCAAUUUAACAUUUUUAUUUCAGUUGUCAACAUCGUAUAAUGAAUACAUAAGAACAUUAUACAUGUUUUGCUGCAUGAACAGUGGUAAGUGCAACGUGAAUAAGAAAAAUUGGGUGUGCAUUAAGGGGAAAAAAAAAUUAUUUGAAAACUUAGAAAAUAACAAAAUGAGAGAACAAUCCUCAAAUAAUAAUUGGGAUGUACCAGAAAUAUGCCAGAAUGAAAAUACUAAUGAAAAUGAUCCUCAAUCAUUUACAUUUUUAAAUUGUUGCAGUAAAAUAAAUGAAAGACAACCCAUUUUUGACUUCUCAAAUGAUAAUAUGAAAAAAGAAGACUUUGUAACACAAAAUGUGAAUUGUUACGAAGAAAAAUUAAUUGAUUGGAAUUCUUUAUUUUCUAAAAGCACAGAAAAACAAAAUUGGAAUAACUCAUUCUUUAGUAAUUCCAUUAAUAAAACCUUAAAUUGUGUAAAUGAAAAACAUAAAAAUUACUGUCAUCCCGCGAUUAGUAAUAGUAUCCAAAGAUCUAACAAGUCAAUAGUACAGAAUCAAACGAGUGAUAAUAACAGAGAAAGAGAACUACCUAAGCCUUGUCAAAUGAACCAGACAAAUGAAAAUAUUGUCGGAGGUACUAGUUAUAAGUUACCUAGUUUUUAUAUUUCCCUAAUUGAAGAUGAUGAUGAUGAUGAUGAUAAUGCUGCUAAUGAUUAUGGAAAAGAUUACCUAUACGAAAAAGCCAAAAAGAUGCAAGAAACAUAUGAAGAAUGUAAUAAGCAAAAUAUGAAAGAUAAUGUAGACUUGGACUUAGGAAAUGAUAAUGAUUUAGAUGAUAUUGGUGAUGUGGAAUUCUUUGAAAAUGAUUUUAAUGGGUGCGUAAAAUUUUAUUCAUAUUUAAGUAAAAACUAUAAUCAAAUAUUAAGGUAUUCUUAUAAUGGUAAAUUUUUAUAUAUGUAUAAAUCCACAAAAAAUUACAUAAAGGAAAGAACAUUGACAUGUGCACACUGUAGAAAUAAAUUACUUUUUGAAAUGCAAUUUUUUUCUACUUUUGUCUAUCAAAUAGAGAAAAAACUUGAAGAAAAAAAAAUAUCUCUUUUGGACAAUUUCUUAAAUAAUUUUAACGUUGGGAAUGCAAUUAUAUUUACUUGUGAAAAAGACUGUGUUACCAUUGAUGAUAUGUAUUCAUAUGAGCACGUAGAAUUGGAAAUAUUUUAG
Messenger RNA from Plasmodium gonderi, 1344 nucleotides. RefSeq lists its product as hypothetical. The coding region runs from base 1 to 1344 and encodes 447 amino acids. The transcript has a single exon. Gene Ontology annotation, cellular component: cytoplasm. NCBI's taxonomy places the organism in Eukaryota, Apicomplexa, Aconoidasida, Haemosporida, Plasmodiidae. The record is from RefSeq and is a predicted model, not a curated record.